UGCCACAUUUCGUCUUUUUUCGAAUUUAGCAGGAAAACCCUUCAGGCAUUCUACACGCGCCACCUCCCCAGUUAAAUACCUUGUUGCCUGAAUCCAAAGUAUGCCAUCAUUGGCACAUUUACCUCAACGAGAAGAUUUAUCUGAUACGUGGAUCCUGUAGCGCUGCUCUCACCACUUCCGAUCGAAACGUUAACGUACCAUGUGCUUCGUGGUGUUCAUCAUUUCCAUCGUACUGUCAGCCGGCACCUUUAUGAGGCAAGCUGGAGGCAUGGCUCAUACUGACGUGUGUAAGCUCGAGAAACAGGACGCAGGCUACAUUGACCUCCCGAACCGAGUCGAUAGUCACUACUUCUACUGGUACUUUGAGUCGCGCAACAAGCCAAACACGGAUCCAUUGCUGGUGUGGCUUCCUGGUGGACCUGGAAUGGGCGGUACUUAUGGAAUGCUGGCCGAGAACGGCCCGUUUACCAUUAAUACCGAUCUUUCCACGAAGAUAAACCCAUUCUCGUGGACGGCACAAGCCAACAUGGUAUGGGUGGACAUUCCUGUUAACUCCGGGUUCUCGUAUUCCCCAGUCGCUGAAGACGACGAGCUUACGGAUGAACGCGUAGCCGAGAGCGUAUUCUGGUUUCUCCAAGGCUUCAUGAAGAAGCAUCAGGAGCUGCAAGGACGAGAACUUUUCUUCGUGGGCGAGAGCUACGGAGGCCAUUUCGUGCCUUCAGUGGCCCACUACAUUUGGAAGAAACAGGGAGAACAUCUCUUUUCCCCUGCCUCCCCCGAUACCAUCCCGAUAAAUCUCCGAGGUAUCGCGAUUGGCAACGCCCUAACAGACCCGGUGGAAAUCUUCGGUCAUUUUGUCGACAUGGCCGAUAAUCCGUACAGCAUUACUCUCUUGAAUGAAACUCAAUUGGCGGCGAUGCAAGUGGCAUCUCCGGUAUGCCGAAGUUUAGUGACCGAGUGCCAAACGAACACGUCGCGGUGCGCAGAAGCUGGUUCGUUCUGCAUCAGUACACAGUGGAUUCCGAUGUUUGGAGAGCUCUGGGAUCCUUACGAUAUUCGUCAAAAGUGUGAUACUGCAGUCUCGAAUAUGAGCGCUUGUAUGCCCAAGGUACCAACAACAAAAGGAUAUCUAGAUUUACCAGACGUGCGUGGAUUCCUUGGAGUCCAUCCAAGCCGUCCCGAAUGGAUUCAACUCAACGCUACUAUCAAUUCUGGCUUCUUUGGGCCGCCUGCUUACUCGGGACUCCUGUCCGUGGGGGAUAAAGUAGCUGAACUACUGAAUGCAGGACUACGCGUGCUGAUGUAUGUUGGCGACGCUGAUCUGCUGUGCAACUUCUACGCCAUUGAAGCCACAGCAAAGAAACUCAACUGGUUUGGGGCUGGCGGAUUCAAUGCAGCAAAAGCGCGUUCGUACUCAACUGCCUCUGGGAUUAAGGAUGCUGGUACUAUACGAUCGUUCUCCCACCUGACGUAUGUGAAAAUACACAAUGCAGGCCAUAUGGCACCAGGGGAUCAACCUGAGGUCGCUCUUGACAUGAUCUCCAAGUUCAUUGGAAGCAAAAAAUUUUAGGUUUCGCUAUUCGGUGGCAAACAUUUGUAGUGUCAAAUCAGAACAAGGAAAAACGAAGUUAAUGGAAACUUUGUAUCUCUCCAAAUUAUACUGGGAUAGCUGAAAGUCUAAAGCUGAGGCCGGCUCAGUAACUGAGCCGGUAGCUGAGAAUCUGGUAUAGUACGCCAAUUCCAGAAAAUA
Phytophthora nicotianae INRA-310 is the source of this 1750-nucleotide messenger RNA. RefSeq lists its product as hypothetical. Gene Ontology annotation, molecular function: serine-type carboxypeptidase activity. The transcript has a single exon. Gene Ontology annotation, biological process: proteolysis. The coding region runs from base 200 to 1570 and encodes 456 amino acids. The record is from RefSeq and is a predicted model, not a curated record. NCBI's taxonomy places the organism in Eukaryota, Oomycota, Peronosporomycetes, Peronosporales, Peronosporaceae.